This is a messenger RNA of Olea europaea var. sylvestris, 615 nucleotides long. RefSeq lists its product as uncharacterized. The annotation marks the transcript as partial. Lineage: Eukaryota; Viridiplantae; Streptophyta; Magnoliopsida; Lamiales; Oleaceae. The record is from RefSeq and is a predicted model, not a curated record. The transcript has 3 exons.
GCGGGUGUUAGCCGACCCAAAAAAGCUAAUUCAUCUGCUACUACUAUAUCUGCCAAUGUUAAUUCAAUUCUCAUGCUUAAUGGGACAAACUUCAAGGAUUGGAAAGAGAAUAUAUUGAUUGCUCUUGGUUGCAUGGAUCUUGACCUUGCACUUUGGAUUGAGGAACCCACUCCUCUUACGAAAGAAAGUUCUCCUGAUGAAAAGGAAAACUUUGAGAAGUGGGAUUGCUCAAAUCGCAUAAGUCUAAUGAUCAUUAAAUGCGGCAUUUCGAAAGCCUUUAGAGGUGAAUAUAAAGGCAGAGGAAGCAUACGAGAAUACAUCAUGGAGAUGUCUCACAAUGCUUCUAAACUUAAAGGACUAAAGUUUGAGUUGUCUGAUGACUUGCUUGUACAUUUGGUAUUGAUUUCGCUUCUUGUACAAUUCAGUCAAUUUAAGGUCAGUCAUAACUGGCAAACGGAGAAAUGGUCUCUAAAUGAGCUUAUUUCAUAUUGUGUGCAAGAGGAAGAAAGGUUGAAGCAAGAAAGAACUGAAAGUGCUCACUUAGCAAGAACUUCUAAGGAUAAGGGCAAGAAAAAGAAGAAGGAAUAUGAAGCUGCUCCUAAGGGUCCAACAUAA